AUGAUCAACGUUCAGGAUUUGCCAAUCGACAUUCACAGCAACAAGUUAUUAGAUUGGCUAAUCAGUCGCCGUCAUUGUCAGAAAGAUUGGCAGAAGAACGUCCUAGUGGUGCGUGAGAAGAUUAAGAAUGCCAUCCUUGAUAUGCCGGAAUCUGAUGAGAUUGUCGAACUUCUUCAAGGAGCUUAUAUAAAUUACUUCCAUUGUCUGCGUAUUGUUGAGGUUCUGCAGGACACAGAAAAGGGCACGAAGAACUUCCUAGGGUACUACUCGUCUCAGCGAAUGAAAGAUUGGCAGGAAAUCCAGUCUCUAUACAAGAAAAAUAAUUUAUAUCUUGCCGAAUCGGCUCAGAUUCUGCAACGAGUAGUGCAAUAUGAAAUACCAGCUUUGAAGAGACAAAUUACGAAGGCGGAACAAGAAAGCGUGGGAAAGGAAAAGGUUUAUUCUAAGCAGGUAGAGGACAGUAAAAAGGCGUAUGAAAAGGAAUUGACUCGAUUGGGGAUCCAGGGUCAUUCUCUUCGCGCAGAGCUCCUUGCGUUGGCAGCCGAUCUUCCUACGUUUUUCGCGAAGCUGGCUGAUGAAAUCGUUCGUCUGAGAGAACCACAUGAGUACUACGUUGCUUUCAGACACUACAAAAUGUGUAACCCUUUUAGACGAAAUGAUUCGCAAGUGAAGCUGUUACCAUUGGUCAAUCUCAUCAUGCGUAAAGGUGUCCAAGCGACGACUUUUGAGUACAAAUAUGGCGUGGCUCCAGAUAGUGUCGAGACACCGUCGUACGAUCUCUUGUUAAAACAAGACAAGGCAACAAACGAUGACAUCGAUUUUUGUGAUGACGGCAUCGAUUUCGGCGAUGAUGAGACUAGAGAGUUUUCGGGCGAAGACGUCCACAUUGACGUUGUGGCAGACUCAAGUGGUCUUGUUGUUGGAGCUGUAGCGCGUGGUGAAGAUGCACUCGGUGUGUUAGAAAAUCUAAGUACUCAAAACGUGAUUAAAAAUGAACUUGAGGAGUUGAUGGCUUUUCUUGUGAUGCGUAAGGAAGAUGAGGAACGCGAUACUUCAUCGGAUAUGUUCAUUCAGGGUUUCGAGAAAAGACCUUCUGAGAUAAGUAAGGUCAGUCCAUCUAAGUUGGUUGAAUGGAUAUCACAAGUAAAGGCAAUACAUAAUCAACUUAUGGAUCCGCAAAAGAACUAUUUAUUUCACAUCAGAUCCUCGCCGCAGUAUGUUGAGAAACUCGUUGAAGAAAUAGAAUCGAAGAGAGAACAGGAGGGCCGCUAUAAAAAGAUGCAAUCGCUGAUGGUUGAGAAACAAAAUGAAGCUCGGAAGCAGAUUACGAACGCUAGUCAGAAUUUACAAGCGGUUCUGAAUUCGACGAGGUUACUUCAAAAGCAACUAGAAAAAGAUAUUUCCAUGAAGUAUGAUGGUCGAAAAGUGCACAUAGUGGGAGGAAUCACAGCAGCGCUUACCAACCGCUAA
Molecule: messenger RNA, 1470 nt
Organism: Angiostrongylus costaricensis
Lineage: Eukaryota; Metazoa; Nematoda; Chromadorea; Rhabditida; Metastrongylidae
Source: the annotation of a GenBank genome assembly